AUUUUACGAAUACAGUCAUUCCUACUUGCAGCCUUGACUCUCAUACAUGCCUCCCUUCACAAUAGAUACAGCUCCAGGUUAUGUGUAGAGGACUCACUUGGCUAGCAAGAUGACGGGGAGAUUCAGGCAAGAAACAUAGGUGCCGAUGCAGUUGCGAAGAUGGCGGAUUUCUUCGUCCUGCUUGGAGGUUUAAUACCUCCGCGUCUUCUCCAGCAUGCGUCGCUUCUUGCUCAUCUCGCCAAAGAUGAUACGCAGGCAAUUAAGAGUCUUGACGGUGCUCUCCAGAAUACGUUCGAGGCUUGCAGUGCGCCACCACUUGGACACGGCGGCGGGCAGGGUGCCCUUGGACGACCCAAUCUCGGUGCUGAGCACGGCGAGGGCAUAACUCAGAGCGUCGAGAGCGUCGAGCUCGCCCCGGAAGCCCGCGACAAUGCUGUCGACCCUUUGGAUGCCCUGUAUCAUGGACCGGAGCGACGCAACACCCCUACCCACUUCGUAAAUCAGCUUUACGCAGCCCGCCGCGGCUGUGGCGAUGGUGAUGGGUUCCAUUUGGGUGUCGCGAUGUCAGUGUCGAGGGUUGUCAAAGGGUGGAAGUGGGGAGAAAUUACUCACCAGCCAGAGCCUUGCCCAUCGUCUGCUGGACACGCCGAAGAUGCUGGUGCCGGCGCCGGUGCUGGUGGGAAUGCAGAGAUGCCUGGGGCCGUCCAACACCCGACCAAAUCCCAAAGGAGGUACGAGCAUCUUAUGCAAGGACCCGCACAAGGUUGACUUCCAAUGUGGUUGUCCGAUCGGCUCACGCUUAAUUACAGUCACUCCUAGAAUAGACGAAACAAAACAAAACAUCAUGAAUCCAUAUCCUGUUAAACCGCACACAGUCUGUCGACGCCAAACUCCGAGAAUGGCUCGCCCUGUCCCAAGAAAGCGGGUU
This is a messenger RNA of Lasiosphaeria miniovina, 928 nucleotides long. RefSeq lists its product as uncharacterized. Bases 160 to 768 code for a protein of 202 amino acids. The record is from RefSeq and is a predicted model, not a curated record. NCBI's taxonomy places the organism in Eukaryota, Fungi, Ascomycota, Sordariomycetes, Sordariales, Lasiosphaeriaceae. The transcript is spliced from 2 exons.